Messenger RNA from Ostreobium quekettii, 633 nucleotides. Lineage: Eukaryota; Viridiplantae; Chlorophyta; Ulvophyceae; Bryopsidales; Ostreobiaceae. The record is from the annotation of a GenBank genome assembly.
AUGGACGGUGCCGACAGGCUGCGCAAGGAGGCUUUCGUCUCCCACCUCACCGGAACAAGCGUCCAGGAGGUGCUGGCAGUCAGCCUCGUGAUGCCGCUCAUGGCGCUGCCAGCGUCCGUCUUGCAGGAGUGGCUGGAACGAAGGGGGGUUCGCUAUUGGCCACUUGGAUUUGGGGCUAAUUUCAUGGCACUGGUGCUGCCUUUCCUGGGUGCUGUUAUGGGUGGAUUCAUCCCCACAUACAGCUCUUGGGUUGCUGUGGCCCUCUGUAUGGCCUGCUCGAUGUUGCGCAAGGAGGAGGACCAUGAAAGGGCUUGGGCAGCUGCUAAAUUGCAGAAGCUGGGGACUGUGCAUCGCAAAUACAUCGCCUCCUAUCGGGGAGCGCUGAUGCUGAGCACAUGCACAACAAUCCUGGCUGUGGACUUUCCAGCCUUUCCACGCAGGUUUGCUAAAGUGGAGCGUUACGGCACCGGGCUCAUGGAUGUGGGUCCAGGGUCUUUCGUGAUGGCCAGUGGGAUAGUUUCCCAAGCUGGCAGAGGAAUGGGGAUUGGAGGAUCGCUGAUUCCCAGGUCCACGAGGCUGAAUAUGGAGCGCACUGGAACUUUUUCUUUACACUCGCCUCCGUGGGCUUCUUGA